AUGACUAGUAAUGUGGAAGAGCUGACACCAGCAUUGGAUUUACUUUGCUCAGCAAUUAGAGAAAGUAAUUCUGAAACCCAAAGCAAAAACUUUUCAGAACAAUUACUUAAUCUUACACUGUCCUUCCUUAACAAGCAAAUAAAGGAGCUUUUUAUUCACAGUGAAGGGUUAGAUGAACAUCUACAGAAAGGAGUGAACAUUUUGACCAGCUACAUUAAUGAACUUAGAACCUUCAUGAUAAAGUUUCCUUGGAAGCUAACAGAUGCUUUAGAUGAAUAUGAUGUAAAUGAAAAUGUCCCCAAAGUAAAGGAGAGCACUAUAUGGGAGAAACUCAGCAUUGAGGUAAAUAUGAGUAAUUAUCACUUCUUUUAUUUGCCAGAUUCGUAGGAUCUUAGAAAACAA
Molecule: messenger RNA, 402 nt
Organism: Myotis brandtii (Brandt's bat)
Lineage: Eukaryota; Metazoa; Chordata; Mammalia; Chiroptera; Vespertilionidae
Product: spatacsin-like
Exons: 3
Coding region: 1-387 (128 amino acids)
Biological process (GO): chemical synaptic transmission; synaptic vesicle transport; axon extension
Cellular component (GO): cytoplasm; axon; synapse
Source: RefSeq, a predicted model, not a curated record